GAGACUUCUUCCUUAUCUUUUCGACCGUUCGCUGCUGCUCUCGUGGACACCUGCUCCAGCCAUCCAUGGCAGCGCAAUACCAAACCCUCAGUCUCUCUUCUUCCUCCUGUGCUCGCCCUUUACACGCCGCCUUCCUCGCCCGGCCGCUCGGCCUCUCCCUUUCGACCUCCUCGCUCGCCCCCGGAGCUGCCGCUGUUAGGCGCCUCGUGGUCGUCGCUGCAGUCAAGAAGGCCGUCGCCGUCCUCAAGGGUACCUCCAACGUAGAGGGGGUCGUCACCCUCGUCCAGGAAAAUGAUGGUCCUACAAUUGUGAAUGUUCGUGUCACUGGACUCACUCCUGGACUUCAUGGUUUUCAUCUUCAUGAGUAUGGUGAUACAACUAAUGGUUGCAUAUCAACAGGGGCUCAUUUCAACCCUAACAAAAUGACACACGGUGCUCCUGAAGAUGAAAUACGUCAUGCAGGUGACCUAGGAAAUAUUGUUGCUGACUUUGAAGGUGUGGCUGAGGCUACAAUUGUGGAUAAGCAGAUACCAUUAUCUGGCCCGAAUUCUGUAGUUGGCCGUGCCUUCGUGGUCCAUGAACUUGAGGAUGAUCUUGGUAAAGGUGGUCAUGAACUUAGCCUGACCACUGGAAAUGCUGGAGGAAGAUUGGCAUGCGGUGUUGUUGGUUUGACUCUACUGGAGUCAUUACUUGAGACGCUUUCUUAGUGGCUUCAUGAUAUCAGAGAUCGAAUCUUGUUUUUAUGUCAAAUACAUUAGAUUAAAUUUCACAAUUUUCAGGCAUGUGGAUUGGAAAUGAAUCCGGUCGACGAGAUGGAAAGGAAUUGCGUUGAAAAGUUUCUUUAGAUGCUGCCGUAACUGGUACUACUUUUACUUGUCUAAAAGUGAUUGUGCAGAAUAUCUUUUUGAAGUAUAAUAAAUUAAUCCAUUUCCAGAAA
Zingiber officinale is the source of this 937-nucleotide messenger RNA. RefSeq names its product superoxide dismutase [Cu-Zn], chloroplastic-like. Gene Ontology annotation, biological process: removal of superoxide radicals. Lineage: Eukaryota; Viridiplantae; Streptophyta; Magnoliopsida; Zingiberales; Zingiberaceae. Bases 66 to 707 code for a protein of 213 amino acids. The transcript has 8 exons. The record is from RefSeq and is a predicted model, not a curated record. Gene Ontology annotation, molecular function: superoxide dismutase activity; copper ion binding.